GCGCGAGAUAAGGAUUUUAUUCAGAAGCAAAGUGGAAUUUCGGCUCUCCCUUUUUUCGCAUUUUUGAAUGUUACAUUGUGAGAUUGGAAGAUCCUGACUGCUAAGGAUCUAACCUUGUCCUUCAAGGCCUUUCACACCCUCUGUUCCCCUGAGCACAUCCUGAGAGCCAAGGAUUCGUCUCAUGUUGUUUCCUUUUUGGAGGGAGAAUUUGGUCCUGAGUGCAAAGGAACCAAAAGAAUCUCAUUUGUGUUAAGGAUAUAUAUUCAUAUCAUCCUUGCCUUUCAGGUCUUUUAUGUUGUUUUGCCACAUUUUAUUUUCUGUCUAAACAUCGCAGUAAUUAGAAGGAAAGAAGUGGAACUCUCUGACCUCAGUAAUCAGAAGGGAAGUAAAAGUGUUUUGUAUUUGAAGUUAAAAAAAACAUUAGUAUAGUGAAAUAGGAAAGCACCAAGAAAUGGCAUCGAGUGUCCAAGAAAUGCUCAUUGCAAGUGUUCCUGAUCAUCUGAAAGAGGAGGUAUCAGGCCUUAUUUCAUCCUCUAGAACUGCAGAAGAAGAGAGACUGAGAAAGAGAAGAUCUGAAGGACGCAAGUUUGCUCAAUUCACUGAUGAUGAAAUCAAGACCAAAGCAGAGAGUAUGAGCUUGCACUUGGCUGUUGCAAGGCUUGUGAUGGAAGUUUGGUCAUCUAAAAUGAAAAGGCAUGUGGAGCAUUUAAUACUGCAGAAAGCAGUGCAGGAGAAGUACUUGGAGGAGAGGCACCUGAAGUGGAUAAAUGUCUUUGAUGGGUAUGAAAGUGGGGAUGAAAGUUGGCUGGUUGAUAAUCAAGAUGAUACAAUGGUCGACUUGCUGUGGAACAUCUUCAACAUGAAGCAGCACUUCCAGCAAACUUAUGAUCACCGUCUCUGGAUUCAGAGAAGUUUUGACCGUCUGGCAAAUUUUAUGCCAGAGCUUCAUCCAGAGAUCAUUGACCGUCAUGACCUCAGUAAGUUUGCCUUUAGCCAGGCAGUGGGCUACACAGUCAAGUGGGUCCAUAGUGGCUGGCACAGUAUCUGGAGUGUGUCAUGUAGUCUGCAUCUCAACAAUGAACCACACCAUCCAGACAUGUGGUUAAGUACUCACACACCGCAGGAGAAAUACCGCAGGCUUGAGCUGUGGACAAAAGAUGCAUGUGACUUUUACAAAGGAACCCCCUAUGGAAUAUCUCUGACUGCAAUCAACCUAAGAUCUGAGGAGCUGGCAAUUCCGUUCCUUCUAGAGAGUUUCAUAGAUAUGGUUGCAAUAGAAUGGGAGAGGAAAAAGGGAAAGAAUCUCAGUAUCACAAAUGCUGACCUAGCUUAUGUCCACGAAAGGUAUCUUGACCGUUACACAAAAGAACAGAAGCAGAUAAUACAGAAACUGAUAAAGACGAUUCAGAGCUGUGAAGAAGGCCAGAGUUCUAAAGGAUUCAUCACUGUGGAACUUAAUCAGUAGGAACUAUUCAGGCUUCAGUAGCAUAGCUAAGAACACAGAAAGGUUGAUCCUGAGUGAAGUACAGUCUCGAAGCUAAGCAGAGCAAAUCACUGCAUUGACAGGACAGGUGUUUUAGUGUAUGUGAGUGUGUGUGUGUGUGUGUGUGUGUUUGUGUUACACAGUUCCUUCAAGGCAGUUGGCUCUGAAAAGGUACCUCUGUAACUGUAAUAAAACAAUUUGCAUUUGCAUUAAGAAAACUGUGCAUUAUAUACUAAUCCAGCUUAGUAAAGGAGUCAUUUCACAGUAUGUAAUCCCCCCCACCCCCUGUCUCUCUCUCUCUCUCUCUCUCUCUCUCUCUCUCUCUCUC
This is a messenger RNA of Penaeus vannamei (Pacific white shrimp), 1811 nucleotides long. RefSeq lists its product as uncharacterized. Lineage: Eukaryota; Metazoa; Arthropoda; Malacostraca; Decapoda; Penaeidae. The record is from RefSeq and is a predicted model, not a curated record.